UUCAAUAAAAUAAUCCUUAUCAUGUACAUUGAAGAUAUAAAACUUUUUCAUCACCAGGUCCUCAAAUCUCAGAAAUCUGAUAGAUUUUUUUACAUUUAUACUACAGUAACAGAUUUGAGGAUUGUUUGCCAUACCAAUAACAUUGAAAGUUUCUAAUUGCGCAAAAUAAUUGUCAUUCAAAUUGUUAUCCUUAUGUUUUGCAGAUAUCUUAAAAAAUUUCCUAACUACCCCAAAAACUCGAUCCUCGACAAAAAAAAUGUUGAUUUUAAUAAUGCCUCCGUUACUGUUGAGUUCUCUAAAAGUGUUAAGAGCUGCUUUCUAAUAUCCAUUAAGACAAAGAAAUUCCCCUUCUUGUAUACAUCGGUCUUACUAUAGAGUGAUAAGCAGGAGGGACAUUUUAAUUCGACAUCUAAAAUUAAUUCGCAGGAUGGGCAAUAUGGCACUUUUUGAAACCAAUUCGAUUCAAGUGCGACUUCUUUCAUAAGAUUAUGAUAAGACCUAGGAUAAUUGACGUCGGUGGGGACAUGACGGCUGAAGAGUUUCAAAAUAUCUUCGGUACAUCUCUUAGUUAAGUUGUGCUUCUGCUGGAGGCGUAGAAUUCCAUAAAUGCUUUCCUCUUUGGAAAUGUUGCAACAAGGAUGAAGCAGUGGAGCCUAAAAUUAUAAUGACAAAAUUAAGAAUAUUAUUAAGAAGUAAAUAAAUUUUAUUUAUUCAACUGGGACUUAUUAAUUUUUAGAAAUUACUUCAUUAUCGACAUGAACUAAUUCUUCACAGCAAUCACUGGAGGUUUCUAAUGGCGGAGUGAUAUCGUCGUCACUGUCGUCAAUGCUGGAUAAAUCCCACUCCGGCAAUUUAAAUAGUUGCACAGCGUCUAAUACCAGGCAGAAACAUUAAUUUUUGUUAUAUUUUGAAAUUAGUUAUCUUAAUUACUCACUGUCUGAAUUAGGAAGUAAUUCACUGGUUAAGUCACUGAUCUUGGUCUGCUUCUGACUGUCGUUAUCGUCCUCACUGUCACUCAGAAUUUCGUGACGUUUCCGCUUUAAAUUUAAUUGUUGAACCUAAAUAUAUUUGCGAAAAUUAUUUAUAUUUGUAAGUCACAAGAAACUAUAAAAUUGACACUGUACAGGCCAAUCAAACACGUGAUAUUACCUUCACAUUUAAUGUAUGCUGUUUAUUAUAAGAUAACUUCUGCCUUUUAGAUAUUUUCGAAAAAGUAGCUUGAAAAGUAUUCAUCUUGCUAAAUACUUGAUGAUUACUUUUAAACAAAACCAGAUGAAUGAGAAACGGAAUUGAGAUUUUUUAACCGCUGGUUUUAAACUGAGCCGCACUGGCAGAGCACUUCGUCACUGUUUCUUACUAAACCUCUCUGCCCAAGUUUAAUUUAAAUUAAUAAACUUUAAAAACCAAACUUAGCUGUCUUAGCAAGACUUUUAAAUUAACUUAAAGUGGACGAAUAAUGUCGCAUGUUGUCGUGCACUGGGAAAAGGAGAAAUCCUAUUCAUGCGUUAAAUUAAAAAAAGUUAUUAAGGGAGACUGCGGUGUGGACGAUCUGCUUGAUAAGUCUUUCGACGUACAAUGGGGUGGGGACAAAGAGAAGGGGAAGAUAAUUGGAAUAGGUUCACGAAAAGACAUGAAAAUACUGGAAGGAGAAAAGGCACAAGAAGCUGCAGAUAUGUCAUUUUAUGAACAUAAUGGAGAAGAGGGAGUGGAAGAAGGUCCGCCACCGGAAGGACACUCCCAACUUGAUGGUGGGACUGAAAUUUUCGAAGCUGAAGUGCGAAACUCUGAUGAAGGAAAUUUUUCAGCUAGUCUCGUCCUUGCUCCUGGAUCAGGUUCUCGUGAGGUUGAGGUUAAUCACGGACGGCACGACGCGGACGUGAUUCAACUUCAAGAGCGCUUGAUUGAGAAGGACAAAGAAAUUGCAAUGCUCCAGGCAGAGAAUUUGUCGUUGAGAACUACAGUUAAGCAACUAAAACGUCUUAUAAAGAAAACCGGUGUUUCUAACGAGGAAUCCCAAGAUAGAGUCGAAUUGGCCCAUGGAAUAAGUUUGGACAAGUCCCUCGUUGAACUCACCCAGAUAAGCUAUUCCUCUCGUCCGUCACUAUUUUUUAGAAAAUUGCUGUUCGAAGGUGGAUUAUUCCAACUUGAAGAAAUCGCUGGUUCAUCCAUGACUGGUAAAUCCUCGCCACUUUUCCGACAUCUAACCCGGCCAGCAUUGGAUCCAGUACGAUUUGGAGUAUUGAAAGAUUUUACAAUCAAAUCUUGUGGAAUAAAAACCAACACACUGGAGAUGGUUGAGUUUGAGCAAAAACUGAGAAACAUCCCUGGCGAUGCAAGAAAACGACUAGCAGCAGUGAACAAUUCAUAAUAUUAAUGUGCUCAGAAUAUCUAUUACAAUGCUUUCUUUAAACGUUAAUUACGGCUAAAUAAAUUUAAAAUUAAAUGAA
This is a messenger RNA of Folsomia candida, 2447 nucleotides long. RefSeq lists its product as uncharacterized. NCBI's taxonomy places the organism in Eukaryota, Metazoa, Arthropoda, Collembola, Entomobryomorpha, Isotomidae. The coding region runs from base 1457 to 2368 and encodes 303 amino acids. The record is from RefSeq and is a predicted model, not a curated record. The transcript is spliced from 5 exons.